AUGGCAAGAAAAGGGGGCGGAAGAAAGGCCGGCGGCCAUUCCAGUCCUGCGUCACAUGACACGCCAGCAAAGACACACGAUGCCCCAAAACCCCACGACAGCCCAAAGCCGGACAAUGACACGAACCCAGCAAAACACAUCCCUACACCGCCUAAAGCUCCGAAAAAACCAGGAGACGCCGGCCAGCAAGACACCACGCCCGGACCUGGACCAACGCCACCGAAGCACGAUAUCUUUGGGGGUGAUCAACCUGGGCAUCCCGGAGCUGGACCAGCGCCACCAACAAAGAAGAAGGACGAUCUCUUUAAGGAUGAUGACUUCGGAGAUGGGCCAACGCCACCAAAGAAGGACGAUAUCUUUGGGGACGAUGGUUCGGGGCCUCCCAUCGGUGGACCAGCGGGAUCGAAGAAGAACGAUAUCUUUGGGGAUGAUAAACCUGCGCAUCCCGGAGCUGGACCAGUGGGAUCAAAGAAGGAGGACGACCCCUUUGGCGGCGGCAUCUUCGCAGAUGACAAACCGGCGCAUCCCGGAGCUGGACCAGGGGGAUCAAAGAAGGAGGACGAUUCUUUCGAAGGGGGCAUCUCCGCGGAUGACAAACGUGCGCGUCCCUCAGAUGACCACGGUAUGGGCAGCACACGUCGCCCGGACGACUUUCCAAAUGAUGGACCACCUUCCCAGCAACGGCCGGGUUACAACCAGUACGACGACCAAGCAAAUUUUCACCAACCGCCGAAUGGCAAUUACAACGAUUAUGGGAGCCAGCAACAUCCGAGCCGCAUGGGUCAACUUGGCAUGGAUGUGACGAGCACUUUGGCCAGCAGCGUCAUCGAUAACGGCAUCAAUCUAGGUUCGUAUGCAAUCCAGAACAAGAUGGAGAGGGAUUCGUAUGCCGCGCAGAACCAGAUGGAAAUGGAUAAUUAUGCCAAGCAGAACCAGAUGGAAAUGGAUAAUUAUGCCAAGCAGAACCAGAUGGAUCUGGAACAAAUGAAAGCCGUGCAAGAAGUCGAAAGGGCUCAGUACGCAACGGACCCGUCUGCUCAAGAUGGCUCAUACCCUGAAGAAGAAGGCCAGUACCCUGAAGAAGACGGCGUAUAUCCGGAAGAAGACGGCCUAUAUCCUGAAGAAGACGGCCUGUAUCCUGAAGAAGAGGGUCCGUACCCUGGAGAAGAGGGAAUAUACCCUGAAGACGACACAUACCCUCCAGAAGACGCUAUGUACGACCCCCAAGGCAGUAUGUAUCCCCCGGAAGACGCUUUGUAUGACUCCGAAAUGGGCGCGUACCCCACCGGUGAUGCCAUGUACCAGGAUGGGUCUUCUGGCCGGAACGACCAAUUUUCCCGUGACGGACCAGCCGUAUUUUAA
Messenger RNA from Cladophialophora carrionii CBS 160.54, 1362 nucleotides. RefSeq lists its product as uncharacterized. Lineage: Eukaryota; Fungi; Ascomycota; Eurotiomycetes; Chaetothyriales; Herpotrichiellaceae. Bases 1 to 1362 code for a protein of 453 amino acids. The record is from RefSeq and is a predicted model, not a curated record. The transcript has a single exon.